UUUUAAAAAAAACAUCCUCUUUACCUCUAUUUUCUUGGCAUAUAAACAUAUUUAAUAUCUUUCAUUUUCUUUCAUUUUCCUCUUUUCUUUCUUUGGUUUCUUUCCCAAGAAACUGAAGGAAAGAAUUGAGUAGAGGAGAAUUUAAAUUUUUUUAGUUUUAGUUUUUUGUUAUGUUUUGAGAGAGACCGCGAUGGGGAAGUACAUGGAGAUGUUGGAUGCUGGGGUUAGAAUACUUACAAGAUUUCAAUCUCAUUGUCCACAGACUGCUCGCAUGUACUACCAUCCUCCGGCUAACUCCGACGAUCACCCCCACCACCACCACGACCAACAUGGCAGCACCGCCACCGGAAGUGACGUGAACAGGGUAGGUUUUUGCUCUCCUAAGGCGGAUAGAGGGAUGGACGCGAAAGAGUUCAUUCUUUUUUCGGUUUAAGGAAAACUAAAAUGAUUCGGAGUUUAAAUUCUGCUAUUAUCCAUAGAAUACGCCCUUCCGAGGAAAUAAAUUAAGAGUUAUUAUGGUAUUUCCUAUAUUUUUGUUA
Messenger RNA from Mercurialis annua (annual mercury), 539 nucleotides. RefSeq lists its product as uncharacterized. The transcript has a single exon. NCBI's taxonomy places the organism in Eukaryota, Viridiplantae, Streptophyta, Magnoliopsida, Malpighiales, Euphorbiaceae. The record is from RefSeq and is a predicted model, not a curated record. Bases 191 to 433 code for a protein of 80 amino acids.